Molecule: messenger RNA, 1029 nt
Organism: Mucor velutinosus
Lineage: Eukaryota; Fungi; Mucoromycota; Mucoromycetes; Mucorales; Mucoraceae
Exons: 9
Coding region: 1-1029 (342 amino acids)
Source: RefSeq, a predicted model, not a curated record
AUGCCAGCAGCAGAGAACAAAGUGUUGGCUAGUGCCAAAUUCAUCGCUGAGAACAGUAAAAAUGUGUCUAUCCCUAAAGAAAAUCUGAGCAGUGCAGUCGAGACGAUCUUGAAAAACAUGAAGAUGAGAAAAUAUAGCACUAAAACCUGGAAUGAGCAUCCAUUGCAUCCGAAAACAGCAGAUUGCAGAACUGUCGAUUGGAUUUUUCUAGUAGAUUUGUUGAAUUUUUCCUUUUGGAGUGAUCUAGAUGUCAAAGAUAGGAGCACACCUCAUCCUGAUCGCUAUGCUGUCAACUAUGAAGGCACUUUAUACACGGGAUAUUGGUCGUUAUGUGCAGCCAUCAAUAGAGCAUUGGAUAACGGCAUUCCCAUCACCAAUCCUGCCUAUUAUUUACAGGCUUCCGACGAGAAAUUGGCAGCGAUUUUUAAAUCUGACACCAAAGAGUCGGCUCCGAUGCUUGAUGAGAGAAUUAGAGUCAUGCGAGAGGCUGCUCAAGUCUUGUGUCAAAAAUUUGACGGAUCAUUUGCAAACUGCAUCGCGCAGGCAAACCAAUCCGCUUCUAAAUUGCUGGAUAUCAUUGUGGAUAACUUUGCCUCGUUUAGAGAUAUACAUGAGUUUCACGGCAAAAAAGUUUACAUUUUGAAGCGAGCUCAAAUUUUGAUUGCUGACUUGUGGGCUUGCUUUGAUGGACAAGGCCACGGUGAAUUUAGCGACAUUGAUUCUAUCACCAUGUUUGCAGAUUACAGAGUCCCUCAGGCAUUAUACCAACUCGGAUUGCUUCGUUAUUCGCCUCAAUUGAUCAAGAAACUAGAAAAGCGAGAGUAUUUCCCAUCAGGAUCAGAAGAUGAAGUAGAGAUUCGAGGAAAUUCCAUCUGGGCAGUUGAAUUAGCUAGAGAAGCCAUCCACAAAAUCGACCCUGCUCUCAACAUCAAUGCCAUCUUGAUUGAUUUUUACAUUUGGGAUAUGGCUAAAGAGAUCCAAGAUCAGAUGACUGUACCGACACAUUGCACAAGAAGUUGCUUUUACUGA